GUCUUUAUGAAUCAAUCACUGGUGUGUUCAAUUCUUUUGUUGAUAUUGUCAACUCAGCAACGUCUCUCCUCAAGUUGCGAGAUCUUCUCAAAUCCAGAAAGAUUUUCAGGUCUUCUUCCUUCCAUUCGUUCCAGAAAAGAACAGAUCAGCCAGGCUCAGUUUAUUACAAAAGUCAGAAUCACCAAGAUUUAUGGAAAAAUUGACAAAGAUAACAAACUGUAUAAAGCACAAGUGAUUUGCAACUUGAAAGGAAUUAUGAAACAGUCCAGAAUAAAAAUAAACGUUAGCCAAGUCGACAGAAUAUGUCAAGUUAUACAUAAACAUACCACGGUCGGAGACGACGUGAUUGUCUUGAUGAAUAAAAGCAAUUCAGUUGGAAGAAUUUGGAAUCUAAACAGUCCUGGAAUGUUCAGUAUGCAGGAAUGGAAAAGAGACUAUUCUAGCCAUCUUGCUGACACUCCUUUCUUUAACGAUGUGAACAAACCUAUUCUUAGCCCUCUUACAACCACAACUAACAAAGCAAAAGCCAAGACAAAUUCCUGGAGACCUGUUGCUUCUGCUCAAACGAAGACACACGAUUCUGCCAACUGCACAGACAUUCCAUGGCAUGCAUUCGUUUGGGAUCGCCGAGUCUGCAAGACACGGUGCGACGCGGUUGCAAUUCAUGACUCUUGGCUUCUGACAUCGGCUCGCUGUGUUAGUCACUACACAAGCACACCAAGACGUCUAGUAAUCAGCUUGGGAGUCAGCAAUGCUGGACAGAUGAGGAAGUCCUCUAAAGCACGAUCCAUUGUUUUACAUCCACAGUGGAAAGCUCGAUCAGACGGGGAAGGUGUGGCAUAUGACAUGGCACUAGUGAAGAUGAAGACAUCUAAACAUAAUAGGGGAUUAUGUCCUACUGAACCAAUAUCAUUGGCAUCACCUGGUGAUACCGUGACAGACCUUCACUGCUUGGGAUCUAAAACUGAUGUUUAUAAUGGAUAUGUAAAGAAACUAAUGUUGAAUACACCAAAUUCCAAAUUUAAUGUCAUAGCUGUCAAGUUGUAUUUUCGACAUAUCUUUGCAGUAAUCAAUUGGCCAGUUGAAAUCGAUAAAAAAAUGGCUACAAUUCUUACACUGCUGUGUCAGCCAAUAUCCAAGUGUAUCAAGCGAUAA
Messenger RNA from Corticium candelabrum, 1155 nucleotides. RefSeq lists its product as uncharacterized. Lineage: Eukaryota; Metazoa; Porifera; Homoscleromorpha; Homosclerophorida; Plakinidae. The record is from RefSeq and is a predicted model, not a curated record. Gene Ontology annotation, molecular function: serine-type endopeptidase activity. Bases 7 to 1155 code for a protein of 382 amino acids. The transcript has 3 exons. Gene Ontology annotation, biological process: proteolysis.